AUGGCAAACGAACCGGAAGCAAAGCGUGCAAAGUUUCCCGACGAACAGGAAUCACCUUCCAUCGAGAGGGAAGCAAAGGAAGUAACUCUUACUAAGAUACAUUCAAUACUGGGCGAUGAGUUUACUAAGCCUACACCAUUGGUGGAGGUGUACAUUGGAAGCGUUACCGAUAAUCGCCACCUUUCCGAACUAGUGCCAGCACUUUCGCGAAUACUUCCGAUCGGGGAUCUACAGCAUCUGAAGCGUGUAAAUCGAGAUGGUACGAUCAUGCUGGCUCCGGUCGAUAAGUUAUUGGAGCAACUGCCAGCCGUACAAGGGCAGGAUGAGCAGCAAGAAGGUACCAUCGAAUCCCGCCUUGCACAGUUUCUGCGCUCGGAAGGCUUAGACUCGGCAGUGGUCGAUGGUCUUUGCAAGAAGUUGAAGGUUGUUUCGGUUCCUGCGAUGCAACCAUUGCUGCGGUGGCAGUACGAAACUGCGAAUCAAUUAUGGCCGUGUAAAUUUCACCCAAACCGCCACACUGAAGCUCUUUACACGGACACACUGUUUGGAGGGCAGGAAGUAUCGGGUCACCGACGAUUAAUGGACAUCUGUCUACAGCUGGCAGCAAACUUCGACAACCGGCCAUUUGGAGUGUGCGUUAAUCCACAGCUUGGCGCACGCAUCGCAGCCAUUGCGUCGGGACGCAGUGAGCAACAUCCAAUCUGGCACUGCCCGAUGGUACUGAUCGAUAUGGUAGCCGUAUCACAGAACGGUGGCAUAUGGCAUCGCAAACCGGACGCUGAACGUGGGUGUAAGGACUAUAAUGCGCUGCGGGACGAUGGAUUUCAUUACGGUGGAAUCGACACACAGGCAGAGAGGUUCAUUCGCGAACGGUACGGUAACGCGGUUUGCCUUGGAGCGGAACCGAUCCGAACCGGAACAUUGCAACGGCCGGAAUCGUUGGAUGGCGGGGGUGUAUCGGUACCGGUGGAUAAUCUUGCCAAAUACGGACCUUACCUGUGUACCGGGUAUGACGUCUAUCUCACACACGAACCCUGCAUAAUGUGUGCCAUGGCCCUGGUACAUAGCCGUGUGCGGCGUGUUUUCUACCAUCAUCCAACACCACGCGGAGCGCUCGGGACGCUGACGAAGCUGCACACGGUAAAGGAUUUAAACCAUCACUACGAGGUGUUCCGGAUUGCUUAA
Anopheles maculipalpis is the source of this 1185-nucleotide messenger RNA. RefSeq names its product probable inactive tRNA-specific adenosine deaminase-like protein 3. NCBI's taxonomy places the organism in Eukaryota, Metazoa, Arthropoda, Insecta, Diptera, Culicidae. The coding region runs from base 1 to 1185 and encodes 394 amino acids. The record is from RefSeq and is a predicted model, not a curated record. Gene Ontology annotation, cellular component: nucleus; cytoplasm. Gene Ontology annotation, molecular function: tRNA-specific adenosine-34 deaminase activity. Gene Ontology annotation, biological process: tRNA wobble adenosine to inosine editing. The transcript has a single exon.